Pseudoliparis swirei is the source of this 2150-nucleotide messenger RNA. RefSeq names its product transcriptional adaptor 2B (gene tada2b). Gene Ontology annotation, cellular component: SAGA-type complex; nucleus. Gene Ontology annotation, biological process: regulation of transcription by RNA polymerase II; chromatin remodeling. The transcript is spliced from 2 exons. The coding region runs from base 1 to 1485 and encodes 494 amino acids. Lineage: Eukaryota; Metazoa; Chordata; Actinopteri; Perciformes; Liparidae. The record is from RefSeq and is a predicted model, not a curated record. Gene Ontology annotation, molecular function: transcription coactivator activity; chromatin binding; zinc ion binding.
AUGGCCGACCUGGGGAAGAAGUACUGCGUGAACUGCCUCGCAGACGUUACCAACCUGCGGCUGCGCUGCACCGACUGCCCGGACAUCGAACUGUGUCCAGAGUGCUUCUCGGCCGGCGCGGAAAUCGGGAACCACCGGAGAUGGCACGGCUACCAGCAGGUCGACGGCGGCCGGUUCUCCCUCUGGGGUCCCGAGGCAGCGGGAGGAUGGACCAGCAGGGAAGAGCAGUCGCUGCUCGAUGCCAUCGAGCAGUACGGCUUCGGGAACUGGGAGGACAUGGCCGCCCACGUCGGAGCAUCCCGGACCCCUCAGGAGGUCAUGGAGCACUACGUCACCAUGUACAUCCACGGGAACCUGGGCAAAGCCUGCAUCCCCGACAGCAUCCCCAACCGGGUGACGGACCACACGUGCCCCAGCGGGGGGCCGCUGUCGCCCAGCCUCACCACGCCGCUCCCGCCGCUGGACAUCAGCCUGGCCGAGCAGCAGCAGCUGGGCUACAUGCCGCUCCGGGACGACUACGAGAUCGAGUACGACCAGGACGCCGAGAAGCUCAUCAGCGGGCUCUCUGUGAACUACGACGACGAGGACGUGGAGAUCGAAAUGAAACGCGCCCACGUGGACAUGUACGUGCGGAAGCUCCGAGAGCGCCAGCGGCGUAAGAACAUCGCCCGGGACUACAACCUGGUGCCGGUGUUCCUGGGCCGAGACAAGAAGGACAAGGAGAAGGAGAAGCCUGGCGUGCCUGGAGUCACUGGCACUCCUGGUGGUGUGGGGGUGGCGGGAGCAGGCAGUGGCCCACCUGGAUCCGGUUCCACCACGGCGGCGGGGUCGGGUUCUGUUCCCAGCGCGCCCAAAAGAAAGAUCACCAAGGAGGAGAAGGACCAGCGGGUCCGGCUGCGGGGGCUCUGCCAGUUCAUGGCCCACCGGGAGUUUGAAGACUUCUUCGAGAACAUCCACAAAGAGCGGCUCCUAAGGGCCAAAGUACGGGAGCUGCAGCGCUUCCGCCGCAACGGCAUCAUCCGCCUGGACGAGUCGGCCGAGUACGAGUCGGCGCGCCACAAGCGGGAGAAACGCAAGGAGAACAAAAGUGUGGUCACCUCCAAGCGGGGCAGCGCAGGAGGAGGCGCGCUGGGCUCUGGGAUGGGUCUAGGGGGUGGAGCAGGAGCAGGAGGAGGUGGCCUCGCUGGAGGGCUGGGCGUUGGAGGCGGGAUCAAAGAAGAGGGCAAAGAUGGCGAGUUUUCCGCCAUCGAGAAUCUGGCGGGCUUUGAGCUGCUGUCUGACCGGGAGAAGGUUCUGUGUAACUCCCUGAGCCUCAGCCCCGCCCGGUACCUGACUGUCAAGACCAUCAUCAUCAAAGACCACCUGCAGAAGAGGCAGGGCAUCCCGGCCAAGAGCCGGCUGCCCGGCUACCUGGACAAGGUGCUCAAGAAGCGCAUCCUCUCCUUCCUCACGGAGAGCGGCUGGAUCUCCAGAGACGCCUCGUAGCGCCGACCUCCGAGCAGGAAGUGGUGGUCGUCGCUGAUGGCUGAUUGGCUAUGAGCUCCGUGGGCGGGACAAAGCUAGCGGCGACCUUGUGAAUAUGUACAUUGCGAAGAAAGAGGAUGAAAAAAAAACCGGUUUAUUUUCAUACCAUGUUUAGGAAGAAAAACUAGCCUAUAUUUUUACAUUUGGAAAGUGAGUGUCCACAAUGUUGCUCCAGACAUGAGAAGACGAUGUAACACUUUGUGUUAGUGCAACAGGGUCGUCGAUGACUUUAGAGCCAAACGCCGACGGGGCAGAAGCCACUUGCACCUGAACGGAAAUGAGAAUGAAAAAUGACGUAUCCUCACGUUGUGGCUUGGGAUGUUUCUCGAAGUGAUCACCGGUGUCAGCUGUUUCAUCAAAUCCGGAGUAAACUCUCAUUUCGUCUCACUUUCCCUCUUACUGCCUAAAAGUGAAGAAAAAAAGCCUCAAUAGUCAUCGGCUCUUUGUACUGAAGGCAAAGGGUAUGUCUGGUCCCACAGAUACAGGCUGACAAGAGUUAUAUAUAUAUUUAUAUGUAUAUAUAUAAUCUCUCUCAGUAUUGGUACACAAGAACUGUAUGUAAAUAAAUGCCAAAGAAUAUUAAAAGGUUUUCAGACUGUUGUCGUGACAUAAACUGUUCAAAACAA